AUGGGCACCCGACUACACCGACGAGGGUGCUCUCCAACGAAGACCAGCAGUAAGACCAGCCCACCUCCAGAACGUCAAGAUAAAAGCCUGCUUGCUGAGACUCUACUCGAGCUCUUCAAUCCACACUCAAUCUCAACUACUAGUACACUUCGUGUUUUAAAAAUCCGAAACAAUGUCACCCCGACCCUUCGUCAGGAAUUUGACCUUCCAGUCGUGAGUGUCGGUGAUCUCGACCCAACGUUUCGCAGCAACGGCCUCGGCAAGGAGGUCACGAUCAUGCUCGCCUGGAGUCCCAACCCGGACGGCCUCUAUGAAGACUUCUUCCCGAUAGUUUGGAACUCAGGCGGGAAUUUCAGCGAUGUUGGAGAUGGCAGUCGCGUCAUGGCAAAGUUCACGGGGUUCGGAAUAGUCAAUCUGUUCAGCAACAGCAGUCGAGGCCUGUGUAUUCAAUCGCUAUGCAGUAUAUACAUGGCUGGCAGCAUCAUCAUGGAAGGACCCGUCCUUCCCCAGCUUGACGAAUUGCAGAUGCCUGAGAUCGUUUCACGGCUCCAGGUCCUCGCUCGUUCGUCACCUGAAGACAAGAAGAUACUGACGGAGAAGCUUUGUGCACUCAGGGAGAUCGUUGCCGUCACUGGCGAUGGCAAUCAUGUGGGGUCGUUGCAUGAACGACGCAGUUUGGAAAUUCCUACAGUUCCAGAUCUCCACAACAUUACUGCUGUGGUGAUCACUUCUGUGACCGCCAUCGCUUCUAGUUCUGAGACGUUGGCACUGUCAGCUGUUCAGAUGUUGUGGAUCAAUAUCAUCAUGGACACAUUCACUGCGCUUGCGCUUGCCACGGACCCUGCAUCGCUGGUGUUACUCAACUGGACAUCUGAUAAGCAGAUGGCACCACUUUUCACUGUGAACAUGUACAAACAGAUCUUGUUGCAGUCCGUCUACCAGAUCACCGUCAUCCUACUAUUCCACUUCCAUGGCACCCAGAUCCUGGGCUUUACCGAGACGUCGGGCAAUGACAUCAUUGUACAGACGCUCGUCUUCAAUGCGUUCGUUUUUGCUCAGAUAUUCAACUCGGUGAAUUUGGUCGCCCUUGGCUUCGUAUCCACGUAUCCAUCCCUCUCGGCCUGA
Suillus plorans is the source of this 1125-nucleotide messenger RNA. Its product is annotated as cation transporting ATPase. Gene Ontology annotation, biological process: intracellular calcium ion homeostasis. Gene Ontology annotation, cellular component: intracellular membrane-bounded organelle. NCBI's taxonomy places the organism in Eukaryota, Fungi, Basidiomycota, Agaricomycetes, Boletales, Suillaceae. Bases 1 to 1125 code for a protein of 374 amino acids. The record is from RefSeq and is a predicted model, not a curated record. Gene Ontology annotation, molecular function: P-type calcium transporter activity. The transcript is spliced from 4 exons.